Molecule: messenger RNA, 1209 nt
Organism: Trichobilharzia regenti
Lineage: Eukaryota; Metazoa; Platyhelminthes; Trematoda; Strigeidida; Schistosomatidae
Source: the annotation of a GenBank genome assembly
AUGGAGAGAUCUUCAAAAAGAAUUCAUAACGAAGAUGAUUUAACGAAUGUAGAGUUUGAAACAUCGGAAAAUAUUGAUGUGAUUCCAUCGUUCGACUCAAUGUGUCUUCGGGAUGAUCUGUUACGUGGGAUAUACGCUUACGGUUUUGAACGGCCAUCAGCUAUCCAACAAAGGGCCAUAAAACAGAUAGUAAAAGGUCGAGACGUGAUAGCUCAAGCUCAGUCAGGAACUGGGAAAACAGCAACGCUUGGUAUAUCUAUUUUACAAAUGUUGGAUACACAGUUGCGAGAAACUCAAGCUCUUAUAUUAUCUCCAACACGCGAAUUAGCUUCACAAAUACAGAAAGUAAUUCUUGCGUUAGGUGAUUAUAUGAAUGUUCAAUGUCAUGCCUGUUACGGUGGGACUAAUAUUGGAGAAGAUAUCCGAAAGCUGGACUAUGGGCAGCACGUAAUAUCUGGGACUCCAGGUCGUGUAUUCGAUAUGAUACGUCGUCGUAGUUUACGGACAAGAGCAGUCAAAUUGUUUGUUCUCGAUGAAGCCGAUGAAAUGUUAGACAAAGGUUUCAAAGAACAAAUCUAUGAUGUUUAUCGAUAUUUACCGCCUGGAACACAAGUGGUUCUCCUUUCAGCCACAAUGCCACACGAGAUAUUAGAAAUGACAUCAAAAUUCAUGACUAAUCCUAUUCGCAUUUUAGUAAAACGUGAUGAAUUGACUCUGGAAGGCAUAAAACAAUUUUUUGUUGCAGUGGAACGAGAAGAAUGGAAAUUCGAUACAUUGUGUGACCUGUACGAUACACUGACUGUUACUCAAUCUGUUAUUUUCUGUAAUACAAGGCGUAAAGUUGCCUGGUUGACAGAAAAAAUGCUUAAGAAUAACUUCACUGUCGCGUCUAUGCACGGUGAAAUGGUUCAAAAGGAGCGAGAAGAAAUUAUGAAAGAUUUCCGUGCUGGUGAUAGUCGCGUUCUCAUAACAACAGAUCUCUGGGCAAGAGGUAUUGAUGUACAACAAGUCUCUUUGGUCAUUAAUUACGAUCUGCCGAAUAAUCGUGAACUGUAUAUUCAUCGUAUUGGUCGAUCUGGGCGUUUUGGACGUAAAGGUGUAGCAAUUAACUUUGUGAAAACGGAUGACAUCAAAAUUCUGCGAGAUAUUGAACAGUACUAUUCAACACAAAUCGAUGAAAUGCCAAUGAAUGUUUCAGACCUUGUGUAA